ACAAAACAAAUGUCAUAAAAUAAAAGAUAGGUUAUGUUCUUGAAUUUAUUAAAUUUUUCCUAAAUAAACAUACAAAAAAAUACUCGUUUAUAUCCAAUGUUCUUCGACUUACAUUGUCUUUAAACCAUAACCGAACAUGGCCAAUAGUGUCUUGACAAAGUUUGCCUCCCUAAGGCUAGUACCUGCCUUAUCAUUAACCUUACCAUGCCGCACAACUACAAGUAAGCACUGGAACCCUAAGUUUAAAAAGGAACGCAAAAAUAAGUUUAUGAAAUUCGAAAUACCUGAUUACAAUGAAGACAACAGCACUGUUCCACCUGAAAAGAUCCGUCAGAAGAUGAAGGAGCGCGGGUUCUUGCCUCCGCGGCCGUGGGCGGAGCGCCCAUUCUCCAUCUCCGCUACCGGCGGGACAUUUGAACCUUAUGUGCCCCCAGAGGGUGAUGGCAAAGCGUCACUAGCAUCAACCACUCGAGCCAAACAGACUGUGCAGCUAUUGGAGAAAAAGUCCAAGUCAAUGAUGGCCGUACGCAAAAUAAAAUCAUUUGAUGAGGAUUUCGACACAAAAGAGUUUGCUCUUGCGGCACAGCAGAUCUACAUCAAAGCUCAUGAAAGUUUAGCAAACAACGACAAGAGAGAGUUGCGUUUGCACGUCACUGAGAAGGCAUAUCCGGAGUUUCGUCAUAACUCGUAUGGUAAAACCAUACACUGGAAGUUCCUAGACUCGCUGGAGCCCCCAAGGGUUGUGCAUGCUCGCUGCACAGAUGUCAUCAGCAAAGAGAAUAUUUAUGGACAGGUGACAGUGCGGUUCCACACCAGGCAGCAACUAGCGGUGUACGACCGCUUUGGACGCCUUCUGCACGGCAGCGAAAUCCUAGCCAAAGAUGUCCUCGAAUAUGUAGUCUUUGAGAAACACCUGUCCAACAUCUAUGGAGUAUGGAGAAUCCAUGAUAAGAUCAUACCGGAUUGGACGCCUCCUAGAGACCCUAGCCGCUUGACCAGGGUGCAACCUGAGGAGCCAACGGAUGUGGGCCUGAUAGCAGAUAAAGAAGUAAAGGCGGAAGUGCCAGCUAAGGCAGAAUAAGUUAUUAGAGGAAUAAAGUGUUGUUGUAGAUAGUUAUAAAA
Molecule: messenger RNA, 1122 nt
Organism: Plutella xylostella (diamondback moth)
Lineage: Eukaryota; Metazoa; Arthropoda; Insecta; Lepidoptera; Plutellidae
Product: large ribosomal subunit protein mL45
Cellular component (GO): mitochondrion
Source: RefSeq, a predicted model, not a curated record